CUAAGAAUACUGAAUUUAAGGCUAAGUAUGAUAAAGCCAAAGAUGAGAUUACAAAAUUAAGAAUCAAGCUCAGAAAUAGAAUUGAGGAAUUAGAAAAAGCUAGAAUAAAUACUGCUGUUGAGAAUACUAAAUAUUCUAGGUAUUCGCGAAAGGAUUUCUCUUCUGAAAAACCUGCUGAUAUACCUAACUUCAUAGUAGCAAAUGAAAUAGUAUUUGCCAAUUCAAAGUCAUCAGAGAAAAAGGUCAUGAACUCUUUUCUGAAUGAGGUGAAUAAAAAAAUAGUUAGUGAUAAAAUUAGGCAGAAGAAGCUUGCAAAAGUGGAAACCAUUUCCUCUGAAAAGGAUAAGCAGAUUUCAGUUGACAAAAGGGUGCUUCAUGAUUUGAUACCUUCAGUAUCUUCCCAAAGAGAAUCAGAUUCAAGCGCUAAUAUUAUAGAAAUGGAAAUGCCAAUCUUUUCUCUUUUGUAUAAAAAUUUUGAGGCUCUUAUUCAGAGACGAGAUAAGAUCACAUCUGAAAAAUAUGUUAAUCUGGAGUCUAAUACAGUCAGUAGAAUUUUAAAUAUAGAAGUUAAAGCUCAGCUUCCUGCAGUUACUUUUGAUGCACUUUUAUGGAAAAGAAUUGAGCAGGCUAAGAAGCUCUAUACACUUUUAAUUUGA
This is a messenger RNA of Funneliformis mosseae, 656 nucleotides long. The record is from the annotation of a GenBank genome assembly. Lineage: Eukaryota; Fungi; Glomeromycota; Glomeromycetes; Glomerales; Glomeraceae.